This is a messenger RNA of Tripterygium wilfordii, 1964 nucleotides long. RefSeq names its product scarecrow-like protein 15. Gene Ontology annotation, cellular component: nucleus. Bases 121 to 1740 code for a protein of 539 amino acids. The transcript has a single exon. Gene Ontology annotation, biological process: regulation of DNA-templated transcription. NCBI's taxonomy places the organism in Eukaryota, Viridiplantae, Streptophyta, Magnoliopsida, Celastrales, Celastraceae. Gene Ontology annotation, molecular function: DNA-binding transcription factor activity; sequence-specific DNA binding. The record is from RefSeq and is a predicted model, not a curated record.
ACUCCCAUGCACACACGCAAAGAUAAAAAGCCAGUAAUCAUAACCACCAAAAGCCCCCUCCCUCUCUUCCCUUCUUCCUAAUCUCUCAAAGCUACAAUAUUAGCACAAUCUGUGCUAGCUAUGAGAGUCCCUGUUUCUUCCUCACAAAACAAUCAUCAGCCUUCUAGUCCCAAGUCAAAUAUUUCCCACAACACCACCACCAACACUAUCACACAAGACUUUGUCUACGAACCCACCUCGGUUCUUGACCUGCAUCAGAGUCCUAGUCCAGGAACGGAGAAGCCGGUGGUUUCAGACAAGCUGUCACAGCCUAAUGAUCCGCCUCCUUUGGAUUGGGAGGAUCACGCGCUACAGAAUUUGGAUUGGGACUCUAUUAUGCAAGAUUUUGAGUUUCAUGACGAAUCCGUAGUUCCUGCUUUGACGAGCACUACUGUUAAUUCUCAAUUCACCACUGCCGGCAGCGAUUCUCAUGAUCAGAAUAUUACACAUAAGUUGUCUGAGUUGGUUGGGUUUAAUCAGCUGGCACAGUUAGAUCCUACUCAAUUUUUGAACCCUGAUGUGUUUUCAAAUGCAAUUCCGUCUCAUAAUUUGAACUCCAACUCGUUUAAUCUUACGAGUAAUUGGAGCAGUAUUGGUCUUGAUUUUAUUCAAGAACUUAACAGAGCAGCUGACUGUUUCGACUCGAAAGAGUUACAACUGGCUCAGGUGAUACUGGACCGCCUCAAUCAACGGUUACGAGCACCAGUUGGGAAACCAAUUCAAAGAGCAGCGUUUUUCUUCAAAGAAGCUCUUCAGUCUCUUCUCAACGGGUCGAUUCGCCCGAACCGACUCUCUUCCUGGCCCGAGAUUGUUCAAACUAUCAGAGCCUACAAAGCCUUCUCGUCUUUGUCUCCGAUUCCAAUGUUCACUCACUUUACUGCCAAUCAAGCACUUCUCGAAUCCAUGGAAGGAUCUCCACCGUUCAUCCACAUCAUUGAUUUCGAUAUCGGACUCGGCGGCCAGUAUGCUUCGUUCAUGAGAGAACUUGCGGAGAAAGCAAUCUCUUGCAAAAUCAAUGCUCCUGUUCUUAGAAUCACUGCUGUUGUGGCCGAAGAGUACGCGAUCGAAACCAGAUUGAUCAGAGAAAAUCUCACUCAGUUCGCUCAAGAACUCAAAAUCAGAUUCCAAAUUGAGUUCGUUCUUAUCCGCACUUUUGAAAUGUUAGCUUUCAAGGCAGUCAAGUUUAUGGACGGAGAGAGAAUCGCGGUUCUGUUGUCUCCGGCAAUCUUCCGCCGUCUCGGCACGACGACAAAUUUCGCUAGCUUUUUCAGUGAUCUCCGCCGCGUGUCACCAAGCGUCGUGGUUUUCGUGGACAAUGAAGUAUGGAAUGAAUCAGGAGCGGCGUCGUUUUGGAGGAAUUUUAUCAACAGUCUCGGGUUUUACUCGGUGAUGUUUGAAUCCCUGGACGCGGCUAUUGCGGGGGGUGAUUGGGCGAGGAGGAUAGAGAUGUUUUUACUGCGACCUAAAAUUUUUGCGGCGGUGGAAGCGGCUGGCAGGCGAGUGGCGUCGUCGUGGAGGGAGUUGUGUUGUGGAGCGGGAAUGAAGCCGGUGCAAUUGAGUCAGUUCGCGGAAUUUCAAGCGGAGUGUUUGCUGAGGAAGGUACAAGUAGGAGGCUUCCACGUGGCAAAAAGACAAGCUGAUUUGGUGCUUUGUUGGCACGAACAUGCCCUGGUUGCCACGUCGGCUUGGCGGUGUAAAUGAUAGUGAGUCAAGCUAUGUUGUUACUUUAAUGCAAUUUAGGGUUUAAAUCACAUAAACAAUGUAUCUGGAGAGGUGAGAAAAGACUGCAAGUCUCUGCACAAAGCUCAACUCUCUGUUACUUAUGGUGUAAAAUGUUAUCCCAAGUGGCUUGUUUUUGUUUUGGCAAAGGUUAUAAAAAAAAUGUGCUAAGGCCUGUGAAUCAUUGAAUUCACAUCUUUGGACAA